Molecule: messenger RNA, 856 nt
Organism: Danio aesculapii
Lineage: Eukaryota; Metazoa; Chordata; Actinopteri; Cypriniformes; Danionidae
Gene: hikeshi
Product: heat shock protein nuclear import factor hikeshi
Exons: 5
Coding region: 147-740 (197 amino acids)
Biological process (GO): protein import into nucleus
Cellular component (GO): cytosol; nucleus
Molecular function (GO): nuclear import signal receptor activity; Hsp70 protein binding
Source: RefSeq, a predicted model, not a curated record
UUUCCGGGGUCAGAGUCUGUCUGCUAAUGGAAGUUUCUAGCAGUCAGAAGCAUGAGUGAAGCUGUGAGUUAUUACUGUAAUUAUUAAUAUCAUCAUUAUCAGAGCGCUCCCGCGGUCUCCUCGGAUGUGUUUGUGAGAGGCUGAAGAUGUUCGGCUGUUUAGUCGCGGGACGACUGGUCCAGACAGAUGCGCAGCAGGUCGCCUCUGAUAAGUUCGUCUUCAAUCUGCCGGAUUAUGAGCAUGUCAAUCAUAUAGUGGUGUUCCUGCUGGGCACGGUGCCCUUCCCGGAGGGCAUGGGCGGCGCGGUGUACCUGUGUGUGCCGGGCGGGGCGGCGGGGCAGGUGUGGCAGCUGCUUGGCUUCAUCACCAACGAGAAACCCAGCGCCAUCUUCAGGAUCUCCGGGCUGAAAGCAGGUGAGGGCAGUUCCCACCCGUUCGGGAUGAUGGAUGCUCCUGCGGCCCCCUCUAUGGCUCAGGUGGGCGUGUCUGUGGAGGGUUUACACCUGUUGGCUCAGCAGACUCCAGUCUCCAGCUCUGCCGUCUCCACCCUGGACUCCUUCACACAGUUCACACAGAAGAUGCUGGACAGUUUGUUCAACUUCACCUCCUCUUUUGCGCUGUCGCAGUCACAGAUGAGCCCGAACCCGUCAGAGAUGUUCAUCCCGGCCAGCUCCAUCCGCAGAUGGUAUGAAAACUUCCAGAGGCGACUGAUGCAGAACCCUAACUUCUGGAAGACAUGAGUCGCUCAGCGUGUGUGUGUGUGUGUGUGUGUGUGACACAGAUCCUCUGCUGCUGGUGGUCAGAUUCUUUUCUAACACACUGAAGUCAUGAAAUAAAGUCUGUAGUUGAUUCUGUA